Thlaspi arvense is the source of this 300-nucleotide messenger RNA. NCBI's taxonomy places the organism in Eukaryota, Viridiplantae, Streptophyta, Magnoliopsida, Brassicales, Brassicaceae. The record is from the annotation of a GenBank genome assembly.
AUGGCGGAUUAUCAUUUCGUGUACAAGGACGUCGAAGGAACGUCGACGCAAUGGGACGAUAUCCAGCGGAAGUUGGGGAAUCUCCCGGCGAAGGCCCCGGCAUUCAAACCGCCGGCUUAUACUCCGGCACAAGACGAGGCUUCAGCUCCUAAGGACCAGGCAUGGUUCGAUGGGAAGACAGAGGAGGAGCUUGAGGAUCUUGAGGACGACAAAGAUCUCGACGAUGAUCGUUUCCUCGAAGAAUACAGGUUUGCAGCUCGACUCGAACAUUCUGAUUUUUGUAUUUACCAUCUUAAUUGA